UCCCACCCCCCUUCCCCCUCCCGUCCCCUCCUCUCUGCUCGCGAACGCGACUCCUCUCGCGCACGCAGAGAGAGAGAGAGAGAGAAAAAUAUCGAUCUGCUCGUUUAGCUCUCGCCGUCUCGCUCUCGCGGUGGUGGAUGAGCGGCGGUCUCGCCGCCGCCGCUGCAUCCAGCCGGGGGCUCCAGACCGCGCCGCCGGGCAUGGCGAGCAUUGGGCGCAGCAGAUCGAGGCGCAGGGGAGAGGCCGGCGAAGGGUGGCUGGAGAGGAAUGCGGCGGGCUCCACUCCCCCCGCCGUCGAUCACCGUGGGACCAUGCUGAGGAAACAAGCAAGUAAUCCUGGGAUGCUUUCUGAUUCUAUGCUUGCUGUGGAGAACUGGCAAAGUAAACCUAAGAAGGCUAGUGGUAUACCAAUCAAAACACUUAUUGAUGAAGAAUUCUCGAAGGAUUUCAAUGCUAGGCACACUUCGCCAGGUGUCGUAGGAAGACUAAUGGGUCUUGAUUCACUGCCUUCAUUUGGAACCACUAAUCAAAACAGAAAUGCCCAAAGUCAUGCAGAAAAGUCCUCACCUUGUUACUCUCAUGAUAGGCGUAGUUUUUCUGAAUAUAUACCACAUCGGAGAAGCACAGAUGAGAUUCCAGAAGUCAAAGAUGUUUUUGAAGUUAUGGAGGCAACAAGAAUGAAAAUACACCAGAGCCCAAGAUCUACAAGUGGAAAUGGAACUUCCACAUUUAACAAGACUGGCAGUCCUGAUCUAGAUCAGAUGAGGCAAAAAAUUAUAGAUGCAAAACGACUUUCUGCUGAUGAAUCCCUUCAGCUAUCAGAAGAGCUCAGUGAAACACUAGACACAUUGGUAUCUAAUAAAGAUCUUCUUUUGCAAUUUCUUCAGAAACUUGAUCCUAUAGUCAAAAGAGACCUACAUGAUCAUGAUUCUCCAUCCUCUACUGCCAAUUGCAUUACAAUAUUAAAACCAUCUAGAAGAAAUCAAUUUACUGAUGCAGACGAUAUCUAUUCAUCGCAAGAUAAAGGUGCUGAAAGCUACGUCUACAACCAAAAGGAAGUUGAACACUCUCAGAGUAGACGAUAUGCUAAGUUGCCCAGUCAAUCCCCAAAAGAAGGCUCUGGUUUACUAAGACAGAAACUGUCAAGGCCAAGUCACCAGGAAAUCAGUGACCAGCAAAUGUGCUCCACACGGAUUGUUGUCCUGAAGCCAAGUCUUGAUAAAGCUCAGGACAUUGAAGGAGCCUUUGCCUUAAGAAAUGAACUAACUCGUUUUGAUUUUAGGAGGCACAAACCAUGUCAUGGUGAUGCUAUGUGGAACUCAUGUACUGAAGAAUACAUAGGCCCCUUGAGAGAUUCUGAAACGUUAGAUGAUGUGGCAAAGGGGUCUAAAGAAAUUGCUAGAGGGGUUAUGAAACAAAUGAGAGCUGCUAGGGGUGUUGGAAGCAGGAAGCAAAUACUCAAACCAGAGACCAGCACGUCUGUUUCAGAUGAAAGGUCACAGUUUCUGUCAUCUGUUUCUAAUGUCAAGUCUCCUGAGGUAUUUCAUAGAUCUUCUGAGCUACUUGAUGGAUGGGCUUCUUCUAGCUUCACGUCCUCGCCAGCAUAUUCAAAAGAAACAAAAGUUAGCAGGGAGGCCAAGAAACACCUUUCUAACAGAUGGAAGGCUGCCCACCGAAAUCAGCAUCAAGAAGACAAGAAUAGUGGGUUCAGCAUGCUUGGAGACAUGCUUGCUCUUUCUGACCAGGAAGCUUCAAAAGUUGCUACCCAGAAAAUAUCAAACAAGAAAAAUCCAAGGGGUGAAUCACAUAAAGAUAGAAUGCCAAGCACAUGUAACACUCGUGUUGGCAUCAGCAGCAAUGAUGGCUGGCGAGAUGCGGCUACAAGUAAUUUACCAAGGUCCAAAUCUCUUCCAACACCCUUCAAUCGGGGAGUUCAGAAGUCAAACAACAGAAAACGAACUGGCAGGCAUAAUGAGUUUUCUAUGCUGAAAGAUGUUCUCAAAGUAGGAACUCAUGAUUCUGAACAUGCAUGCCACAGCAGGAAUAGAAAAUCUCUGUUUCGAGAUGUGACACUUCAUAGCGAUGAAGCUGAUCUUGUCUCCUCAGAUAAUGAGGAAAGAAUGAUAAUUGAACGUGAAAUACAUGUAAAUUCAGAGGAGCCAACAAAUGGUAUUGCUUUGACUGAUUCAUCUAAAGAGACACUUCUACAUCCUUCAAGUCCUGAUAAUGAGUUAGAUACAGUGUACUAUCUGGAUACAAGUCCUGUGGUUGCUGGACAGAAGAAAGAACUCUGCUCUCCUGAUAGACAGAACCAGCAGAUGCAUCAACAGUCACCAAUAGAAUUAGAUGACCAUCUUGUUUUAUCUAGUCUCAACAGUUUGGUGGCUGAGGCUGAUAGAAUUGUACAGCAUCAGGAUGAUGACAACCCAGUGUGUAAAUUUGAGGAAAAAUCAGUGUCUGCCACUAGGAUUGAUGACCAUCAAAGUGAUAGCAAUCAAGCCCCAUGGAUGAUUCGAUCUGAAUCUCCAGUGAGCUCAAGCAAAGAUGAGCAACAAAGUCCAGUUUCUGUUCUUGAAUCUUCUUUGGACGCGGAAGACAUUUACUCUGGUGAUUUUGAGAAAAUUAGUGCUGAUCUUCAAGGACUGAGAAUGCAACUGCGACUUCUCAAGAUGGAAGCUACAGACAGCGCAGAUGACACUGAGCUAAUAUUGAGUGAUGAUGAGCUUACCUCAGCAAGUCAGCCACCGCCAGAUAAGGAAAUAUCCCAUGCUUUUAGGGAUGAAGAAGAAAGGGAUUUCUCUUAUGUACUUGAUAUGCUGAUUGUUUUGGGCAUUAAUGCUGCUAACCGGGAUCAGCUACUAGACGUGUGCUACUUAGCAGAGUGCCCAGCUGGACCUGAUGUAUUUGACAUACUUGAAAACAAGUACAAUAGCCUCAUUCUAUGGCCGUCACCUGAGAGGAAGCUCCUGUUUGAUCUCGCAAACGAUGUCAUCACAGAUAUAAUCACCUCUCUGAUGCAGCGGAGCUCAAAGGGCUUGUCUUGGAGUUGGUCGACCAGAUUGGACCAGGAGGGAUUUGUUGAGGUGGUGUGGCAAAGGGUGAUCGAGCUCCGACAAGAAAUGGAGUAUGCUCAUGAGGGUCUAUUUAUGGACUUGGGGUGGGUUGGUUCUGAAGACGGCAUUGAUCUUAUUGCUAGUGAAGUCGGGAGAAUGUUACAUGAGGAUCUCCUGCAGGAAACCAUAUCCGGGUUUCUAGGGGUGACAAAAUCUGCUAUGUUCUGUGGCUAGACAUGAUUUGAUCCCUACAGCCAUUAAAGCAUACUGGCAGUUCAGUGGUUGAUGCCUUGAUGGUUGCUGGAAGCUGCCACGAAUUGGUCAAAGAACUUUGAAAAUUUUCUCGUGGCUACUGAAAAACAGAAGGUGAGAUUGUUUUAGCCUUUAGGUGUGCUGGCGACUGUCAGCCAAGUAAAUUUCCGGUUGGAACUGGUUGUAACUAUGGGGGUUUAAUAACUGUGACCUAGGAGUUGGCCCUCCUGACUAGACAAGAAAAAAAAGUACAUUUUCUGUGGCAUGAUGCCGGAGUAUAAGUUUUGGCAUGAACCAAAAUCGUAUAUGUGUUGAAUUUACCUGCAUGCAAGUAAUACCUGUGUUAUUCUUGUUAGCUAAUGUGGCAAUGCUAGUGUUUAUUCCAUAUUCAGUGGGGAAGCAUACGUCCGAGGAAGAUGCUAGCUUUGACAUUCUUGCUGUAAUGUCGUGACUUGUGAGCUUGCGAUUGCAAAGCUGGGAACACCCUCGUUCCGCCCAAUGCUAUUGGGUUCGAGUGACUGGUGAACCUGUUCCAAUUUGGUGCAGACUGCUGAAAAUCCGUUCAGUCUUGCCGUUAAUUCA
This is a messenger RNA of Oryza brachyantha (malo sina), 3887 nucleotides long. RefSeq lists its product as uncharacterized. Lineage: Eukaryota; Viridiplantae; Streptophyta; Magnoliopsida; Poales; Poaceae. The record is from RefSeq and is a predicted model, not a curated record. Bases 138 to 3287 code for a protein of 1049 amino acids. The transcript is spliced from 5 exons.